Messenger RNA from Aegilops tauschii subsp. strangulata, 1126 nucleotides. RefSeq lists its product as uncharacterized. Gene Ontology annotation, cellular component: endoplasmic reticulum membrane. Gene Ontology annotation, biological process: GPI anchor biosynthetic process. The record is from RefSeq and is a predicted model, not a curated record. NCBI's taxonomy places the organism in Eukaryota, Viridiplantae, Streptophyta, Magnoliopsida, Poales, Poaceae.
UCCGGCUCCACCGGUUCGCCAUCUCUCCCCCUCUCUCGCAUCGCUACCUCCGCCGGCGUCGCUCCCAUCUCCGACCCCCCGGUGCGGCGGCGCUGCCCAGCCUCUGUCGCGCGCCGCUGUAGGCCUCGCCGCGGGAGAUAGAGUCAGCGCACGGCCUCAUCGCUUCUCCUUGGCUACCACGACCUAGCUCGCCGUCGGUCAGCACCAACAACCCCACCUCGUAGACGGACUAGAAUCUCCACGCGCGGCCCCGCCAUGGGCGCGGAGGUCACCCAGGUCAGCGCCUUCACCGCCGUGCUCGCCCACGCGCUCUGCCUCGCGGGCCUCGCGGCCGCCCACUCCCUCGCCGGCCGCGGCGCGCUCCUCUCCGACCCCGCCCACGCCCUCCGCCUCCUCGUGGUCUGUGAGGCGCCGCUUGUCAUCGUGGUGUUCAGUCUGCUCCGGCGAGAUCCCAAACGCUGCUCGUUCCUUAAGGCCGCUGCACGGGGAUUGCUUGGCUUGCCCAUAGGGGCAUUCCUAAAUGCAUUUGGUGCAAUUGUUCUUGGCGCGCCUGUUGGAAUCAAGUACUGGAUAGCGACAACCUAUUGGUCAUGUCUUAUGUCCCUGUUCACUUUUGUUCCAGCAGCAUGUGUCUUUGGAGCAUCCAAAGUGGAUUGGCAGAAUGUGCUUUCUCAUUCUAUUUAUGGCACAUCAUCCAAUGUUGCGGACUACAUGAUCUCUGCGCCUUCUCAUGGAGCUGUAAUAGGAGCAUGGCUUGGUGCUUGGCCUAUGCCCCUUGACUGGGAGAGGCCUUGGCAGGAAUGGCCAAUAUGUGUCACUUAUGGUGCAAUUGCUGGGCAUGUGAUUGGCAUGCUAGUAUCACUGAUCCUCAUAGUUGCUCACAAGAGAAGAGUUCGUGUCAAAGCUGACUAGCCUAUGGAUGAUGAAUACCUUUUUUCCUUUAAUGAUUUACGCAGGUUAUACUAUAGAUUGUUUCUUCCCAAAAAGCAAUGUACUUUUGGUUAGAUUUCCAGUUGAGUCAAAGUACUGGUGCCUUCCAGUAGCUUGACAUGUGUAUUACAUUAGUGGCACUCAUUUACCUUUUGGGGGCUAAAGAUUAUUUUCUUCAGAGCUAUUUCUUAUGUUA